UCUCUGUCUCUCUCCUUUUCUAUCUCGCUUUCUCUCCCCACCCUGCCUAAUUUCAGCUGAAUUUAGGAUGCCUUUGACCCAGCACUGGAUAUGCAUAUGUGAAAGAGGGUGAGACAGCGAGAGAGGGUCAGGGACAGACAGGAAGAGUGACUCAGUGUGUGUGUGUGUGUGUGUGUGUGUGAGAGAGAGAGAGAGAGAGAGAGAGAGAAACAGAGAGAGUGCGCAAGGCUGAGGACACAGAUCAAUGCAUCUUUGUGCUUGCUGCCUCAGCAAGUGAAGGUGAGAGCAAAUCAAAACAAAUGAAAAGCAGACGCCUCUGGAGAGAAGCAAACAGCCUCCAAUCAGCCUCUGAGGGAGGAUGAUUACUGUCUGCGGAGAGCUAAAGGAGUGACUGUCAAGGCAGGUGCUGUUUGAACACAAGCUUAUGUGCGGAUUUGAGUCAUCUUAGAGUAUCUUUACUGCACCCACUUACUGGACAACAAGACCUCUUGUGGAUACUGAAACCUACAGAAAAAUACCUGCAACAUGCCAGGAAGCUCUAAGGUUUGGGUCUCAGGAUGUAACUGAAGACUGACUUCAGGCUGUUGUCAUGUGUGGUGCCACAGCCUGGUGCCACCCAGAGGGGUCAGCUUGACAUCCACAACAGAACAUCAAGAAAGAGAGAUGCUAGGGGGAAUGAACAACAAGAUGAUCUGAAAUGUUUGCACAUUCAAGGCUGUGGGCUGAGGGAAUGUGUGUGUGUGUUCGCUGGAAAUGUGAUGGCGAAACAGUGCACCAUAGUGGUCAAAUACAUUGAUUUCUACUCAAGUCUGCCUGAACCAGUUAUACUUGAGAUGGGUAGACGGGCAGCUGAUCACACCACUCCGGUGCCAGUUCUCGGAGAGCCCGCCCUCGUGGGGACACGUGUCUGGAGGACCGUGGCAAAUGGGACCAGUAGUAUGGCGGCCCUCACACUGACUCAUCACUGUAACGUCGGUGUUCAGACAUCACCUGCAAUGAGAAACAACCAACUGCAGCUGGACGGCAAACAUAGGGACGCUUGCAGCAAUCAAUCAGAAAAAACAGUGAUCAUGCCACCUAAUGGCCACAUCCCAAACGAGGCUGGUAAAAAGGAAGAUAACGGGAAAGAAAAAACAAGAAGUAUCAUUAUUAAACGAAGAAGUCUGGAGACUAAAAUGAAAAAGGGUGUGACCUUUGAGGGGCUGGAGAGGGAUAUUUGUAAAAGCAUCAGGGAAGAAGUGCAGUGCCAUAACCGUCCAAUCAGAACCAGUCCUCCGUUAAGAGGUGUGUCAAACAGCAGGCUAAAACCGCGACGUAAUUGUCACUUCACAAAUGGGAGUGUGGUUGACUCUGAGGUAAUGGGUGGGAUCAGCAGCGACAUCAGUGAAGGGGAGGAGUCUUCGACUGGACAGAAAAAAACUUUACCUCUGCGUUCACCUCCUCACAGACCUCCUAUGACCAUCUGCAGUAAUUGUGGAGGAAGGCAGAAUCCAGCACCUCCUGGACUCCACAACCAAUCCAGGACAAUUACGCCGCCAACUUCUGCAGGUUCUCUAGGACUCCAGUCGAGACAUUCAUCUCCUCUUUACCCUGGGAGGGACGUGCAGAAAUACACGCAGAUAGAAAGGCACACCGACCGCAGCGUUACACAGUCAGAGCAGCACCCCGUGAGCCCUAACCUUCAUUCUUAUCUCAACAUGAAUAUAAACAAGGAAUGGCCAUUAUCUCUGCUGCCUGCUCAGCAGAGUGAGGCAUCAAACCUCACUAAUCAUCACGCAGUCAAGAGGGAAUCUACUGCUGACACACACAUUAAUCAUACCAGUCGCUCAUCGGCUCUAAAUACACAUACGCUCACUGUUACCGUGAAAGAGGAUAGAGCUUCAACAAAGGUCGUAAACACAGUCUUGAAUGCUCACAAACCUCACAACUCUUGUCCCCGCAGACCUGUGUCUGUUAACCCUCCCCAAACACACAAAAACAGCCCAACAGAGAAGCUAGCAGCCACACAGGUGACAAGUACCAGAAUACCAUAUGCGAACACCCACUUUAGAUCAUCUCAUCAGCCAAACCCUGAUGAGAAACAACCAAAUCAAGAAAACCAAGCUGCACCCACACACUCAGAGCCUACCCAGCCACAAAAUAAACCACACAUCAAACCUUUGCAAACUACUUUGAAACAACAGAUAUCCCCCCAAACUAGCACACCACAGAACUCCAAACCUCAAAACGGCGAUUGCUCACGAUUAAGUCAGACAAGUACGCUUUCUAAAUCUCCUACCUGUUUUCAUUUACAUUCAAAUGUUAAACACCAAACUAUAGUGCAGAGUUGUGUGAAUGAAGGUGUCAUAUCCUCCACUGCUUCAAACAUUCACAGACAGGUUCAAUUCCCUAAUGGAUUAGAGUCCAAGUUUGACACGCACACUAAACCAUCAAUGUGCUCACACACGAAUUUCGGCAUUAAACCUCAAAGCGGGACGCAAAUCUACGCUGACACAGAGUCAGAAUCCUCAACCUCGGAUUCACGUUUGCAUUUUGCUCUGGUAACACACACACAUAAACUCUCAGGGCCUCACAGUGAAUCACGCCACGCAUCAACACACACCGGCACUCUUUCGCCCGCCGACACACACAAGCAAGCUUCCCACACAUCCACGCAGCGAACAAACACCAGUGGAACAUCACUGCAGGGUAUAUCCACACAUAAAGACGCACUGUCACAUCCUUAUCGGGAGUCAAAAAGCCAAAAUGACACUCGCUUAUUUUCACAUGCCCCAGAUAUGUCAACCCAUCACAAAGCAACACUUACAACGCAAAUAAUCAACCAUCAGAACCUCUCAAAGGCAUUUACCACCACUCAGACUGAGGUGGAGGUGCAAUCAUACACCAAAGAACGUUCUCAAACUAGCCCCGGGGUCAAAACAGCCUCGCGCGCUUUGUGCGUUCAUUCGAAAACGCCACGUAGACAGACAGAGCCUACGGUUCUCAGACGCUCUGUCCUGAAUCAGCUUAAUAAUGACACUCUUGAGUCCUCAUUACUAGCCAUCGCUUCCGCUAGGGCUUUUCCUCAAGCUAAAACACUCAAUGGGAAUGAGUUUAAGUCUUGGAGUGACACAGAGUCAAAGAAACAAACUCAAAUUAAGUCAGCAGAACCAGAACGUCAAAUGAUCAAUGGCUCACAACACUCGCUUCAGCCACCAAACAAACCACCUCCCUCUGUGAACCCUGCUUGUCGACCUCCCAAACCUUCUUCUGCACCUCCGAAAGCACCAACUUUUAAAUUCAUACAGAGGGGCAGUGAAAACAGAGGCCUGAAUGUGGCCUCUAACCAAAAUCCACCUCUGGCACCUUCAGGCAGUUUGCCUAACCAGUACUCACCGAAUGACGGGAAUCUCCAGAACUCAAAAACACAGAUGGAAUCUCAUUCUGAAGCAAUUGGGUCUGUCCCAAAUGAACACUGUUCCCUAGCGCACGACCAUCCGGGUUCUGUGGUCCGGUUGCUGCCAGCAUCGCCUCACUGUGGCAGUCCACGGGACCCUAAGCAUAGAUUAGAGACAGUAGAGGCGAGUCUGCAUUCCAACAAGGAAAGAAUCACAACUCUUCUCAACUGUAUCCAGGACCUGGAGAUGAGCCACGCACUCAGCAAAGGUCGCCGAUGUUUUCGGACUGGCCAAGACCUUAGUGACUGUUCCACCUGUCAGAAGACUGCAUGUGCUGUCUACAGUGUGGAGUAUGACUUCCGGCAACAGGAGAGAAGAUUCAAGGAGCUCUUCCAGAGUCUUUGUCCACCAUCCCCAGAGAGGAGAGAAGGAUAUGAAGAAUCUCUUUCUUUACUCGCCUUACUCAUUCAGAAUCACAAAUUACACCAGCUAAAUGCCAACAUUAUGACCCGUAGUCAAUCUGAGAGUCAAACCCAAAGUCAGCCUCAGAUUAUUUCUCAGAUUCAGUGCCAGAUUCAGGCUCAUUCUCAAAUUCAAACUCAUUCUCAGUCACAGAUUCAGUCUCUGCCUCAGGCUCAGCCACAGAUCGUAUCUCGGAUUCAGCCUCACUCACAGAUUCAGAUUCCGCCUCCGAUUCAAUCUCAGAAUCAGAUUAUAUCUCAGAUUAAGUCUCAGACUGAGAUUAUGCCUCCACUUCUGCCUCCGAUUCAGAUUAUGCCUCAGAUUCAAUCUCAAGCUCACCCCGAGAAUCAGUGCCUGUUCAAGGCCAAAAUCAAGAGGAAGAAAUUAUGCAGGAAGCUGUUCGGCUGGCUGCCACACAAAGUCCAAAGGAAAUGACUACAUCAUGCCAAGUAUCUGAUUUUCAUGCAUGACUCUCAACCCUCUGGUAUGCGGAGUCACAACUCCUUUUGGUCGUAAUGCAAUCUGAAGUCUGACAUAUUUUGUGGAAUGGAGCAAUAUUACAUGGCAUUCUGUGACUGUGAACUACCAAGGAUUUUAAAUUAUGAAAAUAGUUUUCCUUGGUGAAUGCAAUUGUACAAGAUUUACUUUAAAAAUUCAUUCUAAAUUCCCUACAGUUACAAGGAACAUUAUGCUUGCCUUGACUAAAUAUGAAGGGUUUUGCACUUAAGAUGCUUUUUUGGGACAUGACAUGAUGAGGAUAUACUUCACUUCCUUUUUGAUCUUCCAAAUGGACAGCUAUCAUCUGUUAAAGCCAGAGGACUGUGAUGGGACUGACAUAUGGAGCUUCAAUGGCUGAAUUUUAGCUGAAUAAAUCACAGAUUCAAGGUUAUGCAA
This is a messenger RNA of Megalobrama amblycephala (Wuchang bream), 4733 nucleotides long. RefSeq lists its product as uncharacterized. Gene Ontology annotation, biological process: inhibitory postsynaptic potential. The record is from RefSeq and is a predicted model, not a curated record. The transcript has 5 exons. Gene Ontology annotation, cellular component: postsynaptic density. The coding region runs from base 759 to 4274 and encodes 1171 amino acids. NCBI's taxonomy places the organism in Eukaryota, Metazoa, Chordata, Actinopteri, Cypriniformes, Xenocyprididae.